AUCCACUCAUGCUAGUAUACUUUGGUUGUGUGAGACCAUAUCUGGUUACUCCAACAGCUAGCAGAUGUCGUUCUUUUUCAUUUAAUUCAGAAAGGGGAAGGUCGGAAAGUUUGGACUUUGACUCAUUGUCAUUACUCAGUCGUACCAGAAAUGAUCAACUACUCAUGCGAUGUGUACACUCCGUUUUAUCAGUAUAGACAUCGUCUGUAUGAGUCGUUCGUCGCAUCUUCGGUUCUACUUGGACUUCAGAUCAUCCCAGCUGUCAUAUUCAACCUUUCGAUUUUACUGGUGAUAUGGAAAACCCCUACAUUGCAGUCUCCUUCUUAUCUGUUCUUGUUCAAUCUGGCUGUUUCGGACCUCGCCAUAGCUAUUGUCGGCUCUCCAUCAGUUAUCUUUAAUUUAAUGUCUCAUGUUUAUGAACUAGAUCAUCAACUAAUCUGCAUUUCAGUGUAUUCUUGUUGCGUUUUAUCGAGUAUCUUCUCCAGCGUGUCUUUCCUGACAAUAACUGCUGCAACUGUUGAUCGAUAUCUCGCUUUAAAACUUCACCUAAGUUAUGCUGCCCGUGUCACUACCUUUCGCGUUGUAGGAGUGUGUGGCUUCAUGUGGCUGUUCUGCAUUGCUAUUUCAUCUUUACUUAUUGUCAGCAUACAACUAUAUUGUCUUAUUGUCUUUCCGACAUUAUUGUUUUGUCUUUCACUUAUGGUCUUUUGCUAUUGCAAAAUCUUGAUUGUGAUUCGCCAUCACCACAAGCAAAUCCAGUGCCAACUGAAUCCAUCACAGGUAAAGGAACCGCCUUUACAAAACAUGUCGAGAUUCAAAAAAUCAACUUAUAACAUAUUGCUCGUGUUUGCACUCAGCAUUCUUCUGUACAGCCCAGUGGUUAUUGGUCUUCUAGCUCUUGUAUUUAAUGAGAACGUGUUCAUGAAUGGACUUCGAUUUUUCGUGCUUGUUUUUCCCUUUGUGUUUAUGAAUUCUACUCUUAACCCUCUUCUAUACUGUUGGAGGUUGACUGAUAUUCGUCAAGCGCUCAAACAAAAAUGGAGGCAACUUUGCUGUCGUAAUUCAUAACUGUUUUAUGCAUGCUUUGAUACAUACGUCUGACACAAGGGAAGGGUUAUGUCGAGUGAUCAUUUCACUUAAUCUACUGUGAGAUUGUCGAAAGUACAACCUGAGAAUGUUGUUUUAGAUCGUGUGUUUGGGAGCGUUUUUUUAUUUAUUUAUUUAUUUAUUUUGCGAUGCUACGAAAACUAAAAGCUGUGGGGUGCUUUCAAUCCCAAAGAGGCCGCUGACAAAAAGGGCUUGGAGUCCGCUAUAAUAACCUUGAGUUCGUAGAAAUAUUUCCAAUGAAGGCUGGUCCUUCAGGAAAGGUUCGCUUUAUAUUGCAAAGCUCAAUAUUGGAUUUAUUGGACUGAAUUUGUUAGCAAUUAGCUUCACUAAUGUAGACUGUUUUUAUUUCAAAAAGCUAGCCGUAAGAAUAGCAUUGCAAAAAUACUGAUAAAUAAUUCCUUUCAAUACACGAAAUGCAUAAAAAUUGCUUGUAGGAAGAACAUAGAAUGGUGUCAGGCUGACACGAAGUUUUAUUUUAAUAUGCGCUAGAAUUUUAGUGCUAGAGGCUAAAACAUAUCGACUGAUUUUCGCAUUGUUACAACAAUAAGUGAUCGCCGUAAAAACAAUAUUAAAAGUACACAUUAAUUUCCAGGAAAAAAAGUGCGUUUUACAUAUUUGUGUGUAAGAUACUUUUACUGAAAA
Exaiptasia diaphana is the source of this 1749-nucleotide messenger RNA. Its product is annotated as melanocyte-stimulating hormone receptor-like. The record is from RefSeq and is a predicted model, not a curated record. The transcript has a single exon. The coding region runs from base 151 to 1068 and encodes 305 amino acids. Lineage: Eukaryota; Metazoa; Cnidaria; Anthozoa; Actiniaria; Aiptasiidae. Gene Ontology annotation, cellular component: membrane. Gene Ontology annotation, biological process: G protein-coupled receptor signaling pathway. Gene Ontology annotation, molecular function: G protein-coupled receptor activity.